Rhinocladiella mackenziei CBS 650.93 is the source of this 1695-nucleotide messenger RNA. RefSeq lists its product as uncharacterized. The coding region runs from base 1 to 1695 and encodes 564 amino acids. The record is from RefSeq and is a predicted model, not a curated record. Gene Ontology annotation, biological process: transmembrane transport. NCBI's taxonomy places the organism in Eukaryota, Fungi, Ascomycota, Eurotiomycetes, Chaetothyriales, Herpotrichiellaceae. Gene Ontology annotation, molecular function: transmembrane transporter activity. The transcript has a single exon.
AUGGCAACCAACUUCCAGACCGAGAAGGUCACUGAAGAGCCACCACCUGUUCUAAACCCCACCGCAGAUUUGGAAAAAGAAAGUCAACAGGUCCAAGGCAUAAGCAGCUCAGGUUCGAGUACAGACAGCAAAGAAGACCAGUCGGCACCUCGAAAAGUCCACGGCAUACUAUGGGGACUGGUGGUGGUCUCGAUUCUGUCCUCAACCUUUCUCUUCUCGUUGGACAAUACCAUCGUUGCAGUCAUUCAACCGGCCAUCAUUCAGCGAUUUAAUUCUCUUGAAAAACUCCCGUGGAUUGCAGUUGGCUUCGUCCUUGGCGGUGUGAGCAUGAACUUGGUCUACGGCAAACUGUACAGCCUCUUUGACGGCAAGAUCCUGUACAUGGUGUGUGUCUUCAUUUUUGAGGCUGGCUCCGCUUUGUGCGGAGCAGCCCCUACCAUGAACGCUCUCAUCGUCGGUCGGACUCUCUGUGGUGUUGGGGGCGCGGGCAUGUACAUCGGAGUCAUGUCAUUGCUGUCGGCGUUCACCACAGACCAGGAACGCCCGAUGUACAUCGGUAUGACCGGUCUCACCUGGGGUGCCGGAACUGCACUGGGUCCCAUUGUUGGCGGGGCUUUCACGGAGUCUUCCGCUGGAUGGCGAUGGUCUUUUUACAUCAAUCUCUUGGUCGGAGGUGUCUGCGCACCAGUCUACUUCUUCCUCCUCCCAGCCAGCAAGCCACGACCUAACGAAUCGACCGUGGCGCUGUGGAAGACCCUUGACUGGACAGGAGCCAUUUUGUCGAUUGGAGCGUUCCUCACUCUCAUCAUGGGCAUUAGCUUCGGCGAUGCGAUCUAUCCUUGGAACAGUGGACAAGUCAUCUCCUUGUUUGUCCUAUCCGGGGUCCUUUGGGUUCUUUUCGCCGUUCAACAGUCCUACUGCUUCUUCACAACUAAGGACCUGCGACUGUUCCCGGUACCAUUUGUCCUGAACAAGGACUUAGUCAUUUUAUUUGUGGAGAUCGCUUCAGCCUCCACUACCCUAUUUCUCCCGAUCUACUUUCUCCCGCUCUACUUCCAAUUUAUCCAUGGAGUUAAUGCUCUUGAUGCCGGUGUGAAGAUGUUGCCGUUCAUCUUCAUGUUGAUCCUUUUUUCCGUGUUGAACGGAGGCAUCAUGAGUAAGACUGGCAUUGUCUGGCCGUGGUACAUCUUUGGAUCCGCCUUGACCCUAGCUGGAAGCGCUCUUCUCUACACAAUCACUCCGAGUACCAGCAAUUCAGCCAUAUAUGGCUACAGUGUGCUGGUGGGCAUCGGAUGCGGCUCAUUCGUUCAAGCAUCCUUUGCAGUUGCUCAAGCUUUGGUUAAAAAGGAAGAGAAAGCCUUGGCCACUGGCUUUAUCACCUGUGGGCAACUGACGGGAUCUACCAUCGCCCUGACGAUUGCAAACACACUGUUCAUCGAGGGUGCCGUGGAGAACAUCGAGGCACUGAUCCCGACUGCCAGUCAUGAAACCGUUGUAGCUGCCAUCUCAGGCACCAAUCCCGCCUUCUUCGCCAACCUCACGGCUGAGAUGCGAAAUCAAGUCUACAGUGUCUUCGUUGACGCCAUCAAUCAAGCCUGGAUUCUCUGCAUGACUGCCGGUGCCCUCGGUCUUGUCCUUUCAUUCUUUCUCAAGAGAGAAAAGUUGUUCAUCGAGGCCGCUGCCGGAGGUGCUUAA